CCGAGGCGCUCCCCUCCGGAGCCGAGGCGCGGAGGGUCGCUCUUGCAGGGUGCUGGGAUAGGACACUCGGGGGAGGGCUGAGAGCUACACGGGGCCUGUCUCGAGCAGCUGUGGGGAUGGGAGACCUGCCCUGGGGCUAGAGGGAGGAUGGGGCCUGCCUGGCCUGGGCUAGGGCGGAGCUAGGAGGGUCUUGGGCUGGGCUGGGCUGGGGGCUGGUCCGGGGUUGGAGGAGGGCGUGUUGGGGAGCCUGCCCGGGUUCCUGGGAGAAUCCAGGCGUCUCACCUUGCCCCAGCGUGGGGGAUGGGUAGAUGCCUCCCAGCUGUUAGAAGACGGAGACGUGUCUGGGACUGCUGGGGAAAUAGGAAACUUGUCUCUGAACUACUGAAUCCCAGAAAAGAGGACAUGUCCCCAGGGAGGUUUGCUGGGGGAAGGACGGGCAUGUCUAGGCCCUUGGGACAUUAGGCCUGCUCUUACCAGGGGCUGAUAAAAGGAUGUGGUAAUUGAAUAAGGGCUUUUGGGAGAAAAGAUUUGCUCCAAGGUUGGGAGACUGAGAACGAGGGUGUUGGACUAACAGGAGGGUGCCUUGUCCUGGGAUCUUGGGGGAAGUAAGGAUUUGUGUGGAGCUUCUCUGUUGAGUUCUAGGUCUCUAGUAGGAAGACAUUCUGGGAAUUGGUGAAGAGAGGAGAUUUAAUAGUCUUUUCUUGGGACAUAGUGAUUCCAGAAGUUGUAGUUGAGGAAAGUUGGUUGAAGUAUUGAACUGUAUACAGUCAGUGGAGGAAGGAGGAGCUCUACUGUGAAGGUUGCUAGGCUACAAAGAGCUUGUAGGCAACGCCUAGGGCGGUUGAGAGAAGGUGGCAAUGCUUUCAAGUCCAAAUACAGGCUGAGCUGGGGCUUGUCCCUUGUUCAUGUCAUGGUGCUGUGGAGCUCUUAAAUUAGUUUUCAGUAGUCUUAUCUUGAGCAAAGAGUAUGAAUAGGUGCCGAGGACUAAGGAAAACAUUCACCCUUUGGGUCCUGAGAAGCAUUAGACCCCGAUCUCUAGGGUGGUAGCUUUCAAACUUAAAAAAAAAAAAAUCAUGCCCCACAGUAAUAAGUGUUUUACAUUCAGAUCUAGUACAUACCUAGGUAUGAAGGGAAACUUUCACAAAGCAGUAUUUACCCUUAUUAUAUAUAAUAUGUUCUGCUAAUUUCUAUUAUAUUCCACCCUCUUGCAUUAAAGAAAAAAUGCUGGCUGACAUUUACUAAAUUGAUGAUUUGUGGGUCACAACUUGCAGUUUGAAAAACACUGUUUCUGGAGCACAUUUAUUUGGUGUCAAUCAGUGUCCUCAUUCUGUAAGCUUCUGAAGAGCAGGGAUGAUUCUAAGGAGAUGGAUUUUUUUUUUUUUUUUUUGGCCGCGGAAGAGGGAGGAGGACAGCUAGGUGCAAUUGAUUGCUUUGGUUUAGAUGUUUAUACCACGUAGCAUAUUUGACCUGUGUUUUCUAAAGUACCAUAAUCUUGAUCUUUAAUAUCUUAAUGUUGCCUGAUCAUUUGACUGAUGAAAUUUUGUGUAUGCGUGUGUGUUUUAGUUUUCUCUAUGCUUUGCUGUGUCUGAGAAAUAUGAGAGGCCUAGUUCCACUUAGUUGCUUUAUCACCACAACAGAGUUAAAGAAAUUUUAUUUUACUGUUCCAAUGUUGUGAAGAUACACUGAUUUUCUUUUCUGCUAUUUAAAAACAUCCCAAAUUCUUCUUACUGCAGUAAUUAUUAUGAUAUACUUUUUGCUACAUGAUGAAAAAUAUAUGAAAAAUACACGAUAAAAUAUAUACCAAAGCCAUAGACAUAUAUAAAAGCCUUACAGUCUACGGCUUUGGUAUAUAAACUUAAUCAUAAACCUAAGUAUAACUUUGAAUCAGUUAACAUCUUAAUUCCCCUUACAAAAAUUUUAGGUGGGGUCCUUAGAAAAAUAGUAUUAAUUCAUAAUAAACAUUAAUGACUGUUGGUGAACAAAGUGAGAGUCGUUCAUGUAAUGUUAAAUGUUGUAAUGUUAAAGUCCUUUGAAAAGUUGUUAGCAUAGCCUAUUGCUGCAGGACAUUGAGUGUCAAAGGAUGUUGUCUAAUUUCAGUAGGUACACAGGGUAUGUAUUUAAGACCAGUUUAAUAGCGUUUCUUUUUGUUGAGGGUGAGUUCAUAUUAUUUGUAACAUAGAAUUCAAAGACACAGUCAUCAGGACAGAAGUACCCAAGUUAAAACUUCAUCAGUGGGGUCACAUUCUUGAUCAAAUGCUUUAUGAAAACAUUCUAUCAUCUUUGAACUUUGUGUGUUAUAGAUCUUUCUUGCCUUUAAUUAUUUAUUAGGUACUGAUAGAGGGGUUAUGCUGGCAUAUAUCAGCCAUCCUUUAAAAAUGACCUCUUAAUCAGGGAAAUAUUUGUUUUAAAAUAUUUAGCUUUAAUGAAUGUUUAAAGAUUUUAUUUUGUGGUGGGUGCCUGGAACAUUAAAGAAGAUUCUUAUUUAUUUCAUUUUUCUGGGAAUCAUGUGUACUUGUCAAUAAACAGUUAUGGAGAAGUGACCCUGAGUGAUUGUGUGUGCUUUUCAAUAGUUUUUGUUUCUUCUCUGAUCCUUACACUCUUAAGCAUGUCCACCUGUAGCAGGCUCUUUUCUCCUUCUAAUUUUUGCCUCCAAACUACUAUGGUUUUGAAAAUCAGAUACUUGUAUUUGUUAUGUAAUACUUUUUUUUUCCUUUUCUUAGUGUGUGAACUGUGUGACAUGUAUGUUGGCUACUUAGAGGCCAGUUUACUUAGUCCUGGGCUGUGUUUUAAAUAAGUGAACUCUUUAUAUAUUUUGGGCCUGGUUAGCUGUAUAAGAAAUAAUAUAAAACUGAUAGUGAUACAAUUUGGGCUUAAAGGGUGAAGGAAUCACUUAUUUGCGAUUGUUGCCUUUCUCCUACACAUGAUUAGUUAUUGAGAUUUACCAUUCCUCCCUUUUUCAUGCUACCUUUUCUGACUUGUUUCUUUGGAAUUAGAACGGUAAUAACCAGACUGUUCCCAUUGUCUUUUGCUUGCAUAGCUUCAUGAGAGAACUCUUCCAAAGGAUAGUGCUAUGAUUAUUUCAUUUCCCUCCUCAAAAACCAUUAGUUGCUUUCCAGUACAGGCACUGAAUAAAGCCCAUAGUGUUUAGCUUGACAUUUAGGGCCUUCUACAGACUUUCUCUACUUUUUUUCUUGCAUCAUCAUUACACUCCUAAAUGCAGUUCCUCUACCUGCCAAGGCAUCUGCUCAUGUACCUUCCUUUGUGUGUAAAAUUAUCCCUGAAAGUCUGCAUAUAAAAUGUUCCCUUUCUUCAUGAAAUCCUACUCACUCUCAUUUCAUUUCAGAUGACCCCUCUUCUUUGAAGUCUUUGUUGCUUAUGUUGUCUGUACUACCUUUGCUAUAUUGCUUUGUAUUAUUUGUGCGCCUUAUUUUUAUUCCUUUUAGAUUAUAAAUGCGUAGUGAACAGGAGGCUCAAAUAUCCAUGAAAAACUAGGACAUCUAGCACAGGGUCUACUAGAGCAUAGUUCAUAGACCAAGUAGAUCAGAAUUGACUGAAGGUGUGGUUAAAAAUGCAGAUCCGGCAAGGCACUGUGGCUCACACCUGUAAUCCCAGCACUUUGGGAGGCUGAGGUAGGAGGAUCGCUUGAAUCCAGGAAUCAAAGCCAACCUGGGCAACAUAGGGAGACCCAUCUCUAUGAAAAAUUAAAAAAUUAGCCAGGCAUAGUGGUACAUGCCUAUAGCCCAGCUACUUGAGAGGCUGAGGCCAGAGGAUCACUUGAGCCUCAGAGGUUGAGGCUUCAGUGAGCUAUGAUUACACCAUUGUACUCCAGCCUGGGCAAGAAGAGUGAGGCACUGUUUAAAAAAAAAAAGAUAAAUAAAUAAAUAAAAUAAAGCAGAUCCCUGAAUUCUAACCUAGACUUACUGAAUCAGAAUCUCUGGUGGAAUCUAGGAAUCUGCGUUUUAUCAAGCUGCCCAGAUGAUUCUUCCGUACAGUAAAAGUUAAAAGUCACUGACCUAGCAUGAUGCCUUAAAUUACAGUAGGUACUCAAAUAAUUUUUCAGCAAGUGAUGUUAAUAAACUGAGCAAUAUCAUAAUUCAGCAAACUGGCUUGAUUUUAGGGCCUUGAAGUCAGUCUAGAUUUGAGUUCUGGCUCUGUCACUAGCUCUGGGCCUGUAACCUCUCUGCUUCAGUUUUCUGAUCUGCAAAAUGGGAUAAUAGUACCCCUUAUAGAAGUGUUGUGAUAACUGAGAUGAUACGUAUAAAACAACACGGCACACAACACAUAAUAAACUUACAGUAGAUUUUAUCUGCUGUCGUGAUGAUGCCUGGCACAACAGUCGUCACCACAGUAAUGACAGAACAUCAUGAAGCGAGGGUCCACAUCAGCCAUUGUUAGUAAACAAAUUGCUCAUAUGGUUUUAAGAACUAAGGCUUAACAUAUUUUCUAUUUUACAUUAACAGAUUGUGGCCCUACGUAGUGUUUAAAGUCAUAAAGGUAUUUCGCCUUCUUUGGAAGAAUUGGUAUCAAAUUAGCAUGUUAAGAUUUUUCCCCUUCAUCUCCCCACUGAUGGAAGAAUAAAGUGCAAACUUUUGAAUGGUGGACCUCAGCCCCUUACCAUCUGGCCCUACCAAUUCUUUAUUUUCUAGCCAUCCUCCCGCAUACACUCUAUACCAACUACACUACAUUUCUCACUUUAUUUUGCAUUUCUCAGUCAUUUGUGUUUGUGCACAUGCUUUCCCCUUCUUUUCAUCUAGUACUUUGCUGCUGCUGUCUUGUAAAACUCAGUUUUACAUGUGACUGACCUCCUUAGUGAAGAUAGUCACUCCCUCAGUGUUCUCAAAGUCCUUUGUCCGUACUUCUUAUAUAUUACCUUUGUGUACAUUUGUCUUUUUGGAGGGAAAACGAUUUAAUCCUGGCAUGUAUUCCCACCUCUGCCAAAAGGGGAGGAUGUUUAUUUGACUCAUAUCAGCUCCUCCAUUUGUCUGGGCAUCUCAGCUUUCACAAUAAUAACUAGUUUAUUGACCACUUACUUCAUGCCAGGUACUUAACUAGAUGCUUCAAAAACUUUAUUUCAUGUAAUCUUCACAAUAACUGUGAAAUAGCUAUUAAUAGCUUCAUUUUACAAGUGAGGAAGCAGGCAUAGAGAUAGGUAAGUAACUUGUACAAAUCACACAGGAGAGUCAUAAGUGAACUCAGAACUAACUGAAGACCAUGCUUUUAAUCACAGUGCUCUUCUAAAAAUGAAAUUUAAACAGGUAGCCCAUUUCCCAAACUCAGGAUCUUAAAACUGUGUGAAACUUUGAUUAAUCACUAAUCAUUCUUAGGAAUGCGAUCCAUAACAAGUACUAUUGUAAAAAGUUAUUUAAAACUGUUCUUGGAAUAAUGCAUUUCCGGUGAUUUUCAAAAUUUUUCUUCUCAUUCUGCCAUUGGUGAGCUUCAUUUUCAUUUCACUGUCAGAAGAUGUUGUUUCAUGUCUAUUGAUAAUAAAAUUCACUUUUCCAUUUAUCCAAUGAAUAUUUUUUAAUCAUAUGCUAGGCACUGCUCUGUACAAAACUGAACUGGACUGAUAAAUCCCUGCUAGUGUGGGACCUAUUUUCUGCUGGAGAACAAACAGUAAACUAACGGAUUAUGAUAAGUGCUAUGAAGAAUGACAGAGGGUGAAGUGACCAUGAGUGAUGAUGGCAGUGGUGCUAUUUUUGAUGGGGUGGUCAGAAGCAGCCUCUUUGAGAGGGUGACAUUUGUGUUUAAAUUUGAGGCGAAACACUGAGAUGAAGCAGCUCUGCCAAGAGACAGGAAAAGGGCCGUCCUGCAAAUGCAAAGGCCAUAGGGGGAAAUCAACUUGGCGAGUCUGAGAAAUAGAAAGCCACGGAGGCUGAAUGGUGGGCUAGGAAAGGAGUGGGAGGAAAUGAGGUUAGAGAUGUAAGCAGCAAUCAGAUUAAAUGAAUCCUUGGCGACUAUGAUGGAGAGAUUGGAUUUUAUUCUGCAUGUGAAGGGGAGCCAUUGGAGAGUGUAAAGGACAUGAUUUGACUUACAUUUUGAAAAGAUCACUUGACUGCUUUGUGGAGAAUGAAUUGUACAAGAGUCAAGAGUGACCAGGGCAGAGGCUAAUGCAGAGGUCCUGGUGAGAAGUUGAUGAUGUCUUGAACAAGAAUAAGGUAAUAGAGAUGGACAAAAUUGGGAUAUUUUGGAUGUGGUAUUGAUAGGUGUUGCUGAUUAGUUACACGGGGGCAUGAGAAGAAGAGAAAAGUCAAAUAUAACUUCCAAGAUGGGAAUGAGUGGAAGAGGAGCAGAUUUGGAGAGGGAAUUCAGAGUUCUGUUUUUGCCUUCCUGAUCAUACUAUCCACUAAGGAUACCACUACUCUGAAUUUUGUGUUUUUUCUCUGCCUUUUCUUUACAGUUUUUGCCACAUGUUUAUGUGACCUUAAAUGAUAAAAUGGCUAAUUUCCAUGUUUUAAAAUUUUGUAUAAAUGGAAUUAUACUGUAUAUAUUCUUGUGAUUUUUUUUUUUUACCCAUUCAGCAUUGUUUUUUUUUUCUGCCCUGUGUGAACAAAUCGAUGUUUUUCAAAAGCCAUUCAUGUUGAUGAGGAAGUAGGCAUAAUGAACUACCAACUGUUAAUUUCUAUUGAUGUGUAACAUUUUAUUUUAUGAAUAUAUUGUAAUUUACCCAGUUGCCUGUUCUUAGAUAUAAGGGCUUCUCCACACUGCAUUCCCCUCCACCGCAAUCCUCCCAGGAUUUUUGCAGUUUUAAGCAAUGCUGUUGUUACGGACGUUCUUUUACUUAUUUCCUGGUGCACACUACAAGUUCCUGUAGAGUUUAUACUGAGAAGUGGAAUUGCUAGAUCGUAGAGUAUGUGCGUCUUCAACUUUACUAGACUGUAAUAAAUUGUUUUCCAAGGUGUUUGUACUAGUUGAUACUCCCACUGGCUACAUCGCCAGUUUCUAUUCUUCUGCAUUUUCUCCAAUACUUGGUAUUGUCAGAGUUUUUAAGUUUUGCUGAUUUGCAUAAAAUGGUAUCUCACUGAGAUUUUAAUUUUUGUCUCUGAAAAUUAUUGAACGUGAGCAUCUUUUAUAUAGGUUAAACAUUUUUAAUUUUAUCUUUUAUUAAGUACUUGUUUAUGUCUUUUGUCCAUUUUCCUAUUAGGUUGUCUUCCUUCUUCUUACUGUUUUUAAGAGUUCUCUGUAUUAGUUACAUGUGUUGCAAAUAUAUUUUUUCCAGUUUUUUGCUUGUCUUUUCAUGUUUUUCAUGUCUUUUGAUGAUCAGAAGUGUUUCUUUUUUUUCUUUUCUUUUUUUUUUUUUUUGAGACAGGGUCUUGCUCUGUCGCCAGGCUCGAGUGCAGUGGUGUGAUCUCUGCUCACUGCAACCUUCACCUCCUGGGCCCAAAUAAUCUUCCCACCUCAACCUCCCAAGUAUCUGGGACUACAGGCACAUGCCACCAUGCCUGACUGAUUUUUUUGUGGAGAUGGGGUCUUGCUGUGUUGCCCAGGCUGGUCCUGAACUCCUGGGCUCAAGCAAUCCUCCUGCCUUGGCCUCCCAAAGUCCUGGAAUUACAGAUGUAAGCCACCAUGCCUGGCCAAGUUUUCAUUUGACUGCUCAACUUUAUUUUUAUGGAUUUUAAAAAUGUUUUCUCUAUGAAAUAUUUCCCUAAAUCAAGAUCAUAAAGUUCUUUUCCUAUUAGAAGAAAUAACUUAUUUUUUUCUCAAGGAGAUAAAGUUUGCUUUCAUAUUUUAUGUGGAGGUGAAUUUUUUGGUAAGGAUUCAAUUUCAUCUUUUCCCAGAUUGUUAUUCACUGUCCUAGCACCAAUUAUUGAAUAGCUUAAUGUUUUUCUAGUGAUCGCUAUGCUACUUCCCUGCCAUAUUUUCAUGGGCAUGUUUCUGGGCUCUGUUUUCUGUUUCAUUGGUCUAUUUUUCUUCUCCAGGGUUAUUUAACAGAAUAUAGUUGAUUCUUGUAAUUUACAGUACUUUUAUGUAAAGUCGCCAUGAACAGUGAAUUAGUGAAUAUGGAAAUUGUUACUCCUAGGGGAAAUAUAGGGUUAGGUUCCUGCAAGCCUCUGAUCAUAACAUUUUUGUCAAGUGAUAAAUAGAUAAUUUUGUUUUAUAUUAGUUUCUAUUUAAAGACAUUUAAUGUGUAUCAUUGAUUCGUUAACAUUGAAUUCACUGCAAACAGCCCUAAAUUCAUGCCUGAAUAAAGUGAUCUAAUUGUGCAUUUUCUCCAUAAGGCAUAUUGCAGCUUCCUCGUGCUUUGCGCUUUAGAAACACUAGAUGGCAUUUCACCACUACCCUUGGGGACCCCUUAAAUAGUGAAGUCACCAACAAAAAGCACAAAAAUAUGAAAAGCAUGGCGCUAGAUAGAUCAUGGAAAGGACACUUGUUUAUAUUAUGAGAGCUGAAACAAGAAGGCAUAGUGCCACCUUGUUCUACCUCAGCAGGGAACAUACCCAUUGAACAACUCAAAUUUUUUGUCACUUUGUGCUUAUCUGCAAAUGACCACAAAAAUGCUGCAAGUAUUGAUUUUGUGGUAACAAGUACCUUUUGGCAAGUAGGGAAAUUUGCAGAUAGGGAAUUUGUGAAGAAUGAGACUCAACCUAUGAAAUACUGGGAGAGAGGUAGUUUUUUAGGAACUUAGCAUUAGCACUUUCCCCUAUCUGUCAUAUUUGCAUGUAUCUUUAUAGCAUUUUAUUUUAAGAGAAUAAUGCUAUGAAUCUUUCUAAUAUUAAGUCUUCUGAUAGAUGCCAUUAUGUCAAUAAAGAGACUUCUCUUUUGGGAAUACCUUUAUUAUAUUUAUAAUCAUGUUAUUAUUUAGUUCAUAGGUAAAUUGAAGGAAAUAACUUUAGGAAAGAAUUGCAACUCUUAAAAUGUUGAAAACAAGUCUAAACUAUUAAACUUUUAUUAUAUGAGAAUCAUAUGAGGAUGAUAUUUUCUCAUAGGCAUUAUUAAUAAGGCAUAAGUUUUGUAAAGGCAAAUACCAUUUGGAGGUUGAAAUUUAAAUAUUGGCUCUAUUAGUCCCUCAUUAGUGACGAUUUUCCUCAUGAACAUUGAUAAAGGAUUCGAAGAAAAAGGUAAAUGAAGAUUGUAUACAUCGUAAAUCAGAUCUCCCACUAAAUGUAUUUAUUGAGACUUGGCUGUUUUAUCCCUCAUGAUUUAAGAUCCUCAAGUGAAUUAUUUGCAUUAAUUUGAUAAGUGCUGAGAGUAGGAAUGAGAAAUGGUAGACUUCACCUAUAUUCAUCUUUUUUAUAUAGCAUACACUAUAUUCCUGUAUUUUUCAAAAAUGUUCAUUUUGUUAGUAAAAUGUACAUAAAAUUUAUCAUUAUAACCAUUUUAUAGUUUAGUGGCAUUAAGUACAUUCACAUUGUUAUGCAACCAUCACCAUCAAUCAGCUUCAGAAUUUCUUCUUUUUCCAAACUGAAACUUUGUACCUAUUAAUUAAUAACUCCCCACUCCCCGUGCCCUCUGGCUCCUGACAAUCACCAUUCUACAGUCUCAAUGAACUUACCACUCUGGUUACCCCAUGUAAGUGGAAUCAUACACCAUUUGUUCUUUCGUGUCUAGCUUAUUUCAUUUAGCAUCACGUCUUCAAGGUUCAUAUAUGUUGUAGCAUGUGUCAAAUUUUUUUUUAAGGCUGAUAGUAUUCCAUUGUAUGUAUCUGCCACAUUCUUUUAUCCAUUUAUCUACCUUUUGACUAUUGUAAAUAAUACUACUGUGAACAUUGGUGUACAAAUAGGUUUUGACUCCUGCUUUCAAUUCUUGGGUAGAUACCCAGAAGGGGAAUUGCUGGGUCAUAUAGUAAUUCUAUGCUUAAGUUUUUGAGGAACAAUCAUAUUUUCCACAUCAGUUGUACCAUUUGCAUUCCUACCAGCAGUGCACAUAUAUUAAUCUUGAGUUACUGAGCAGCACCUGUUUUUCUGAAGUAUGGCAUAAAUGAUUAACUCUUGCAUAUGAGUUGUAAGGUAUAGUAGGGGUACAAAAAUCAUAUAUUCAGUAUUAAAUAUUUUGUGGUUGUGUUUUUUGCUGAAUAACUUGUAGUGGCAAAUAUUUCUGACUGCCAUGAUGGCACCUCUUUUGGAAUCUCCGUGGAGUAGAUACAAUUAUGUAUUCUAGCCAUAGCUAUGAAGAAUUUUUGUUUCUAAAGUACUUUGAUUUCAGAGUUUAUUAAUAAAUCUACUUUUCAUAUUACAUAAAUUUGGUAUGCACAAUCAGAAGUGAUGAGAAAACCUAUUGAUAAGCACAUUUAUGGGGUGUCAAUUAUAUGCAAGGUUCCAGUAUAUGAUAGAUACAAAGAAGCAUUAGGAUAAGGUUAUUAUUCUCAAGAGCUAUACAGUUUGAAGACACAAGACAAACACAUGAAAGUUACAUUGCUACACAUGAAAAAUAAGGGUAUAUUAUUUAAAAUGAGAAGAUGACAUGCCAGUAUGUGAUUAAUCGCCCACUGAGUGUUUCAGGCAAGGUUAACAUGAGCUUAGCUCAAAGGAAACAUCACUAUAGGAAGAGGUAUCUGAAAAUGCUUCAUCUCUAAAGUAUAUAUUGAGUAGUGUGUUGAAUGAUGCAUAAAAUUCAGAUAGGUGGAGAGGUAAGGGCAAGCUCUUCCAAUUAAGGAGGAAUAGCAUAAAUGUCAGACAUUUUUACUGUGCCAAAUCAUUAAUUGGCAUUAAUUUAGCAUAGUCCUUGGACCUAAAAAUUAGAUUAUUUAACAAAAAUUGCAAGUUAGUCCUCCAGCUCUAUAUUCCGUUCACGCUACCAUGUUCACUAAGUGGUGAUGGUAGUAGUAAUAGGGGAAGCAGGAGAAGUAAUAGUAAACUAACAUUUAUUAAGUGCUUUCUAUGUGCCAGGCACUGUGCUAACCACCCUUUACCAAUAUUAUCUCCAUUCAUUCUUCAGUAACCCUAUGAGCUAGGAGUUACGGGCUACUACCCCUUCCUGUGAAUGAAGAAGGGUAGACUUAGAGAACUUACGUAACUUGCCCACAGUCGCACAGAGUCGUGGAAUCAGUCAGGAUUUACAUAGCCAAGGAGUUUAGUUUUAGAACCAGCACUUAUUACCAUUGGGCAAUAUUGCUGUAGCACUAAAUGUAGGAGGGGCUAGUAAAAAAAAAACAACGUUUUUUUUUUUUUUUUUUUUAAAUGACCUGCAAACUUUUGCAACCUUUACGCGUGAUUGAUGUUCCAACAUUCUGAAUCCCUGGUUAUUAGCCAGGGUGGUUUGUCAACUGCUCUGGAAGGCUGUCGAGUGAUGAACUAGUGGUCUGUUCCUAACGAGGCUUUUCCUUAGCAUGAUGGCCUCUGUAGCUGCUCAGGAGCACAGAUAAUGGGGUAAUCUGUUCUGUAAACAGCUAAGUAAUGGCCUGAAACUUGUGUGUUCACAGCGGAAAGAAAACAUGCAUAUAUAAUUUUCUUCUGAUGAAACAUAAUGUAUUCAAGAAAAAGAAUCUUGCUUUUUGGAAGGAUGGAAAAGUUGGGAAUAAUUUUUUCCCCUUUGAUGAUUAGACCAGUCAGUACUGUUGCUUAGUUUUUUGGUUCAGUUACUUUGAUGUGGUUACAAGAGGAAUGUUGGCUGUAAUGAAUUUCAUACAUUUUUGUAAGUUAUGUUUCCAUGUCUUAUGUGUGAUGUUGUGUACUGUUGACAUGAAAUACUCCUUUUUUGGUAAAGAUGGAAUGGCUUAACAGAUUAGAGCUAUAGAAAGUAUGACUUAGCAUGCUGGUAAGGCCACAGAAACCCAAGCAAGUUCCCCCAGUUUCAUAUCCUGUAAAUAGAGAUAAGUUAGUUUUUCUGUUUCAGAGAGUGGUUAUGGAAAAUUACUAGGCUUUAAAAUGAUUGUUAAUCUCAGUGUGGGGACAUUUGGUUUGGGGACAUCAGUUCAAGAGUAAAUGUAUCUGAUCCUGCUUUGAAUAAAUGCAACUUUAAAGCCUUGGAAUUUUACCAGAUUGAACCUGGGCCAAAUAGAAAGAAUGUCUAAUUUAAUAGGGAUAUAGACAGUUGGUUUAAACCAACAUUUUUGGACGAGGAGAGGCUAUGGAAAUGAAGAAAGAAGUGUUUAGAAAUAUCACACAAACAGCUGUCCCACCUCGUCCACUUUCAUUUAAGCCUCUCAAAGGUUGUCUUGUGAAGAAGACAGUUACCCAAGUGGAUAGCAAAUCACUAAAAUGAAAUGUCAUCUGACCCAAGGAACCUAAAGCAUUUUAAGAAACAAAGAUGGAUCAACCUAGUGGAAGAAGUUUCAUGCAAGUAUUAUGUGAAAAAUAUAGUCCUGAAAAUUUUCCUUAUCGCCGUGGCCCAGGAAUGGGAGUACAUGUCCCAGCCACACCUCAGGGCUCUCCUAUGAAAGAUCGCCUCAACCUCCCAAGUGUACUAGUGUUGAACAGCUGUGGAAUAACCUGUGCAGGAGAUGAAAAAGAAAUUGCUGCCUUCUGCGCUCAUGUGUCGGAACUAGAUCUUUCUGACAACAAACUCGAAGACUGGCAUGAGGUCAGUAAAAUUGUGUCAAAUGUUCCUCAGCUGGAGUUUCUAAACCUGAGUUCCAACCCUCUGAAUUUGUCGGUUUUAGAAAGAACAUGUGCUGGGUCCUUCUCUGGGGUUCGCAAACUUGUCCUCAACAACAGCAAAGCUUCUUGGGAGACAGUCCACACGAUACUACAGGAGUUACCAGAUUUGGAGGAGCUCUUCCUGUGCCUUAAUGACUAUGAAACAGUGUCUUGUCCUUCUAUUUGCUGUCAUUCUCUUAAGCUACUACAUAUAACAGACAAUAACCUCCAAGACUGGACUGAAAUACGAAAGUUAGGAGUUAUGUUUCCUUCACUGGAUACCCUCGUCCUGGCCAACAAUCAUUUGAAUGCUAUUGAGGAGCCUGAUGAUUCAUUGGCCAGGUUGUUUCCUAAUCUUCGAUCCAUCAGCCUCCACAAGUCAGGUUUGCAGUCCUGGGAAGACAUUGAUAAACUAAAUUCAUUUCCCAAACUGGAAGAAGUGAGAUUGUUAGGAAUUCCUCUUCUGCAGCCAUAUACCACCGAGGAGCGAAGGAAAUUGGUAAUAGCCAGAUUGCCAUCAGUUUCCAAACUUAAUGGCAGCGUUGUUACUGAUGGUGAACGAGAAGAUUCUGAGAGAUUUUUUAUUCGUUACUAUGUGGGUGUUCCACAGGAAGAAGUGCCAUUCAGGUAUCAUGAACUGAUCACAAAAUAUGGGAAGUUGGAGCCUUUGGCAGAAGUGGACCUAAGACCCCAGAGCAGUGCAAAAGUAGAAGUCCACUUUAACGAUCAGGUGGAAGAAAUGAGCAUUCGUCUGGACCAAACAGUUGCAGAGCUAAAGAAACAGUUAAAAACUCUAGUACAAUUACCCACAAGCAACAUGCUUCUCUACUAUUUUGACCAUGAAGCACCCUUUGGCCCAGAGGAAAUGAAGUACAGCUCUCGGGCAUUGCAUUCCUUUGGCAUUAGGGAUGGAGAUAAAAUUUACGUGGAAUCCAAAACAAAAUAACCUCUACCAGCCUUGUGAAAACAUACACAUAAGGACUUGUUGCAGGGCAUUUGUUUUUAAUGUGGUUUUCUUUAGGAGGGAGAAGGUUGUUUUUGUUUUGUUUUGUUGUGUUUAGGUUUGGGAAGGAUUUUGUAUAUUUUUCCCCCUGGAGUGAGUAGGGGGCCAUUUUUGGGUAUUUUCUACCACAGAUUUAUUUGGCUCAGCCAGCGGAAUUGGCCACAUUUCCAGUGUAUGUGCCCUGUCUAAGGAAAGAUGACAAAGAAAUCACCGACUUCUUACUGUGUUCACUGGGAUCUGCCUGCCACUUGGUUAUCAUUACUGUUGGGUGAACUUGUGAAGGUAACAUGAACAGUGUAGCCCCUUAGAAGGGUCUCAUAGAGAAUUUAAACAGGGUGACAAGGAAUCUUCACAGGAAGGGCCAGAACUUCUCUCUCCCAGUUCUUCCUUCCGCUACCCUCCGUCCUUGGCUUUUUUGGUUCAGUUCCAUUUUUUUCGUUUUGACGUGUGGUUUACCUAAUAGUUUUGUUCUGUUCGUAAUUCUUAUUUCUCAACCUGGGUGAUUUUUUUGUUCUCAUUUCUCCCUUUUGAAAUAAUUGAAAGUGUUUUAAGCAUUUUUCAACCUGAUUCUAAUCUCAGGUAUGCAGUAAGAAGCUAUAACUCUGUUAGAACCUCGAAGAAGAGUAGAUGUAGAAUGAAAACUCCAGGAAAACUUGCAGUUAUUCUGGAAGCACCGGCAGAACAGUCUGAUCUCUUUGUAUGUUACUAACUCACUUUUAAUGUCCCUUGUACAUUAUGUCAGCCAUUACUUUCAUAACAUGAAAUAUGUCAGAUUCCAGAGUUCUUUUAUUUUUGCUUAUUGAAUGUAUUUCCUCAUAUCUUUCUUUUUCAUUACUUUAAACUAUUGGGAAUUGAGGCCUGACUUCAUAAAUAAUUCAAUAGAGUCCUGGAUACAUGCACCAGGAGACUUGAGAAUUAGCUCAUAAACUGUCUGUGGUGUGUGUGGGAAAUGAAGUUGGGGGAUGUGGGGGAAGAACUUAUGACUUUCCCACCUGUGUCAUCCAUUGGAAGCCCUUGCUCUUGCACUUUGCAUUAAAAGUGGGAAACAUUAAUCAAAGGGAGCUUUUAUUCCCAGGUUUUCCCUAGGACUUUGUGAUGUCAUAAUUGAACAAUUCUUUUGUUUUACAUUUCAAUUUAGUUGCCUCAUAGAAGUAUAACUGCCCAAUCUAUGAGUAAAGUAUAAGUGUCAAAACUUUACAAUUGCCUCCAAGUCAUAUUUUUUGCAGAAGCACAUUUAAAGCACUUUUCUGUAAAAGCUAGUUCCUUACCUGCUCGGAAAUCUUUUUGUUUGUUCUUCUAUUCCUUUGUUAAUCAGAUAUAAUCCCUUUCUUUAAUGUGUAUUUUUCUUGGUCCACCAUGUUUACAGAUGGGAGACUUGAGAAAUACUUAGCAUAACUGGGGCAGAAAGUGUGUAAGUGAAGUAUUUUUCAAAGAAUGCAAUUAUUAUCUGAUUGCGUUUGACCUUUUGACCUUUGUUACAUAAUUCUACCCCUCCUACAAAUUUAAUUUUUUUAUGAAAUUUUUAGGUGACUUGUAAAUUCUUCAUGUAUGAGGAGUUGUGUUUAUUAAUGCUACUUUUUAAAUUUUCCUGUGCCAUGUGGCAGAUGUUUAUUCUCUUAAUGCACUUCAGGUUUGCUAUCUGUAAAGCCUUUGACCCAGGCCUACUGAGUCAAAUCUACAUUCAGUGUAACAUUAAAGGUGGAAACCAAAGGGUUUGAGAAAGAUGAAUAAGGCCUAUUCUCCUUCUGCUGCAGGCUUUAUCUUUCAAAAUCGUAAAAAUGAGCAAUGGAGAUCCAGGCUGGGUAUAGACAAGAAUAAUUAUUUCUUGUCUAUAAGAAAAUAACAUUUUCCUGACAGAUUUUUGGAAGUAGGAAAAAAGUAUGGCAACAGUGUCAUGAAGAUUGAAACUGUAGGUGCUUUGUGUAUGUAUGCAUGAGUGCAGAUGAGUUUGAGAGAGAAAAAGUGUAAUUGAGCCCUUUGCUUUUGUCAGCCUGGGAAACAGAUGCGUUCUUAUUUUUUGAAGUUGUGUGACCCUGGACUGUCCCACAGCAGAAGGCAGAACAAACCCUUAUGUUAUGCUUUAAUCAUAAGUGGAAUGGUCACAAUUAAUAAGAUAUUUUAUAUAUGGCAAAGUUUUAUGAAAUGCUUUUUUACUAUUAGAGACCUGUUUCUUCUGUUAUUACAGAACACAGUGUUUAUCAACUGCGGACAUAAUUCUUUUAUUAUACAGUUGCAUGUAAAGGGAGCUUCUCAUUUAAUUCAGCGGAUGUGGGUAUUUUUAGGGCAUUGUAAUUGAUGGUUUUAAUAAUUGCUGAAUAAUUUUUGAUUAAGAGAAAAAUGUAAUACAAUUACUGGUCUUUUAGAGUUACAGAACAGAAGUUAAUGAAAAAAGCUAUUUGAGCAUGUGUACUUACAGAUUCAUUUGGGUGGCUGAGUAAAGAUGCUGCUUUUGAAAUAAAAUUGGUGCUGUGUAGACACUUGUAACCAAAAUUAUUUUUAUAACAGAACUAAAAGAAGGAGAGAAGAGACCAUGGACCUUUGAGUUUACAUGUUAUACCUAAUUGAUUGUCUGCAGCUUAUCUGUAUUUUAAUAUUGACUUUGUCCAGAUUCAGUGAGAGCAUAGUAUUGACAUUAUGAGGCAAAAUGCUGUCAUAGCCAGUAUUACUGAUACGUUGCUACAGGCACAAUGUAUGGAACAUAACUUUUCUAAAAUAGGAAUUAUUUCCAGUUAUGAAAAAGGAAAAGAGUAAUAAAGAAAACCAACUAAAACCCAAGGGAUCCUUUCUCCAUGUGGGUGAAUGGCUGCUAAAGCCACAGCAGACGUCAAUUUUUGAAUUGGAAUUGUUGAGAUAUCCUAGAUUGCUUUGAUGGAAAAAAUCCAGAGUCACAUAUCUUUUUUUAUUGUUAAGUUUUUGCAGCCUUUUGCCAGCAUUGCCAUAAAUACGUAAGAAAGCAGCAGAUAGUAUAAGCCCCUUGUUAUUAAGAGUUCUCAGUUAAUAUUAAGGCCAAAAUAUAACUUGAGCUAGGUAUAACAGGGCUGAAUGCUACAGUGUUGUUUUUAAAGAUUUUGCUUAUUUUUAAAGAAAGGAAAAUUCAGUUCUAACCAGAUGUUCCAGCUAUGUUACUCAACCAGCAGUGGUAGGAGCAGAGAGCACUUGCACUAAGAGCUGAUCACCAUUUGAGGUGCGCGGCUUAACGUACAUGUGAGUGUAGCUUGCUACAUGAAAAUGCUAGGCUCUAGGGCAUGUAAAACAUGAAUACAGAAUACUAGAUUGUUCUAAGUAAUGUCAUUUCUGUUUAUGAAUUUGAUUUUUCCCUUCAUUUCAUGUCAGAUUGAAAAUGCAAACAAACUGCUCUCAAGAACACCCAGAAGCUGUGUUACCAGAUGUGUUGUAAACACUCUACUAUUUUUCAUAGGUGCUUCCUUGAAAUAUAUGUCCAUUGUAGUGGUGGAGAGGGACUGGACUCUCUCAGGCUCUUUACUUGCCAGUUGUCUCCCGCAGUUAAUGGAAAUAUAUAUACAUAUAUAUAUUUUAUUUAGAAUAUAAUUUAAACAUGAAGGUCUAUUCUUUGCACUUUUUAUUAAUAUAUAUAUAGAUAAUCUUUAAAAAAAUUAAAAUUCAAGUCCAUUUUC
Messenger RNA from Pongo pygmaeus (Bornean orangutan), 17150 nucleotides. RefSeq names its product tubulin-specific chaperone cofactor E-like protein. NCBI's taxonomy places the organism in Eukaryota, Metazoa, Chordata, Mammalia, Primates, Hominidae. The record is from RefSeq and is a predicted model, not a curated record. The transcript has 11 exons. Bases 12184 to 13458 code for a protein of 424 amino acids. Gene Ontology annotation, molecular function: extracellular matrix structural constituent; protein binding. Gene Ontology annotation, cellular component: extracellular matrix. Gene Ontology annotation, biological process: cell-matrix adhesion.